AUGUCUGGCAUCCAAGGUUCACAAAGCCGAUUCAGGCCUGGCAAGAUCCCACGAUAAACACAGAGGCAAAAGAUGGUGUUUUGAAACCAGGAACUAGCACCUCCUUUGAGGACAAUAAUUCUGAUCAUAAAAAUGAAGAUGUGGUUACAACCUUUCCCGAACCAUCAACCGAAGUUCCAGGCUUUUCUCAUCCUGCCUUCAAAGCACCGGAACCUCUCCCAUCUUCAGCAGUCUUUGGUGUUACAGAGGAAGAAGCAGCAAAGCCAAAAACUGGGGGAAAAGAGAACGGCACUCGGACUAUUAACAGUGUCCUAAAGGAGCAAGCAGAUCAUAACAAAUUGGUUUCUAUUGAUGGAGCACAUAAAAAUGACAAAGGUGGCGCAACCUCAGCAUUAGGAUUAGAAGAAAAGGAAGCUGUAGAACCAUCCUGGGACUCUGAGAUUCUACUGAAAUGCAUCCUAACUUGAAGCCUGCCGUUGGAGUGAAAGAUUCUGUUCCUAAUAAACCAGGAGGAAUGAAGAAUUUACAAACAUUCAAAUCAGACUGGGAUUCUACUAGUUUGAGACCCAAUAAUGUGCCUGGUCAAAGAGCUGAGCAUUUGGAAGUCAAUAAAAGUCCGUCGCUAUCACAAUCAGUGACCAAAGACCAGUCAGCACCCACAGAACUGAGGCAGACGGCCCUAGUAGAUAAAGACCAGAUGAAUAUUGGAGCCGUGUCUCUGUCAAAAAAUGCAGCGCUCCGUGGCCUGCGUGAAUCACAGCUGCCAGAGAACAGAAGCAGCAAAGAAGCAGACCUAGACUUAGAAAUGGCAUCGAAGGAAGAGCAAGAAGGACGUGAUGGAAGUGAAAACAACCAGUCACAGGAUAAAUAUGUUUUACAAGCAUGUACUGUGAAAGGAAAGAAAUCUGAAGGUCAAAUCAGGCAGAUCAAUCUUUCACCUGUGCAUCUGCAAAAAAUGCCUGGAGAACCAGGAAUGAAUAAGGAACAGGACAGAAAGGACGUACCUGUAUCUUCAAAACAUCCUUGUGUGGAGAAGCAUGAGGACAUGUGGGUCAAAAAAGGCAAAUUACACUGGAAAAUUAAUACAAAAUUUAUCACAAAGAAGUUAAAUCAGAAAGUCAGUAAAAUCCGUGAAAAAUGCAAAAUUACUGUUCAUCGUAAGACAGAGUCACUACAUGGCAACUCUGAACUACAUGGUGACUUAAAGGAACUACCUUCCAGUGUGACAAAGAAUAUAUGUGAUUCUGAGGAACAAGGUGCACCUGGAGCCUCCAUCUCUGUAGGAUUCCAGGCGUUCCCUCAACACGAAGAGCCCACUCUGGAAAGUGUUUCCCCAUCUUACUCCAAGGCUGAUUCAGCAAUGUAUGGCUGCCAGUCAUCUUCAAAACUUUAUUUAAAUGAAAAUAAGUUAACUGAAAAUGACACACAAGACACUGAACAUGUUUGUGACAAAAAUGAGGAGGGUUUCUUUACUGAUAGAGAAAAUGAAGUAAGGAACCGAGCUCGGCUGCUGCUGAAAGAAAACCAAGAAAUUGAUACGAAAAGAAAACAAAAAAGGAGCCAAAACACUCCCUGGAAAUCAGAGAUCAGACAUACACCUCUGGUUAAAGUAGAAGAGAACAGGAACAAAAGUGGUGAACUGGAAGGAUCAGAAACCAUGUGUGAUGGCAACUGUUAUAAAGGACGAACUCAGCGGAGGAAGAGGGGAGAAACUGAUGACCAGCAGUUACCUGCUCUGCAGAAAGAAAUUUCUGAUAGGUCUUCAAAGAAAACAUCUGCUAAAAAGGACAAGGUCAAAGAGCAGGUGAAUUCUGUGGGUGACCUCGAUGACUUAACUCUGUCACCGGAAACAGCUUCUGAGGACUGCGAGUCGCCUUACCCUAAUUAUAAGAACACCCUGAGGCUAAUCGAACGACUUGGCCUGGAGGGGAAAGAUUAUGCUACCUUAUUGAAAAUUCAGAAUGCAGUUCAUUCAUUCAGAAGCUUAAUAGAAUGUAAAGAAUCUGACUGUGAACUACUUAGAGGAAAAGUUAAAAAAAUGGAAAAUAAGGUUAACAAGCUACAAAAAGAGCUUUUGGAAACAAGACACAUGAAUUCACAGUUAGAACGUCAAAAUGUGGUGUGGGAACGAGAGCUCUGCAGUAUGAGGGAGAAACAAUACAAUGAACAGGUUUUCCAGAAACAACAACUUGAAAGCACUCUCCAACCACUAGAAUUUGAACUGAAGAGCAUAAGGAAUAAACCGAGUCAGGACACAAUGAAUUUUGAGGUGUCUGACCCAAAAGAUAACGGCGAGGUGCUUCCUCCGCAACUUCCUGAAGCUGAAAGUCAAUACCGUGGCCCAGAAAUUGAGCUACGUCCCAGGAGAGAUGCUCUUAGACCAGUGACGGUAUUAGAAUGUGUGCAUAGAGACCAAACCCAAGCCCAGUGUUCAAAGAAGGAAAUUGAACUCUUGUAUCGGCACAAACAAGGGAAAGUCAAUAAAUACGCUGCAAAGCAGGCAUUCUUGGAGGACAGAUUGUGUGAACUACAAAGUGAAAACAUGUUGCUUCGACAGCAACUGGAAGUUGCUCAAAAUGAAGCCAAAAGUAAAAAGACAAUUAAUAUCCGAGAGCCGUUUCCAGACCAUAUGAGUAAAGCCGCGCAUAAACAACUUCUGAUGCUGGAGGAAGGAAACAAGGAAUUAAUCAAUGACUGCAAAUGUGUAAAAGACAGAAUGUAUCAGUAUGAAACUGACAGAGCAGAAAUGCAAGCCUGUGUGAGACGGCUUCAACAAGAGCUGACUGACACCCGAAAGAAAGUGUUCAUGUUGGAAGCUUCCCUGGAGGUGACAACAGCACGUCAUCAGACUAAUGUAGAAAAUAAGACACAGGAUUUAGAGAGGAAAUUACAUCAAAUUGCAGACCAAAAUGCUGAUCUUACAGCAAAGCUGCAGUCGACAACUUCAGCCCUUCUCCAUCUGAGUGCAGAAACUCAGCUCCUUCUAAAAGAGCUAUUAUCUAUGAAAAGGAUGCAAAAGAAAUGUGAAACAUUAGAGGAGGAGAAAAAGAAGUUGGAAGAAGUAGUAAACCUCAAACAUCACCUAGAAGUGAACACAGUGGAACGCAGUCAAGUGGAGCAGUACAAACAGGAGAUUGAAGAGCGAGCAAGACGUGAUGUAGCCGAAAAAUUGACAGAACUCAGUCAAGUCGUGCAGUGCAAGAGGGAGGCUGAAGAGCGAGCAAAACAGGAUGUGGCAGGAAUGUUGAAAGAACUCAGCCAGUUUUUACAGACACAAGCAGCGUACGAAGAAAACUUGUUAAGAGAAUAUAAAAAUGCUUCAAUAAGUCAAAUGAAGCAUAAAAUUAAAUAUCUGGAAUCUGAACUGAAAAGUAAAACUUUUCAGUUAGAUGCUGAAAAAAAAGAACUGGAAAAAUACAGACAACUGUACCUCGAAGAGCCAGAAGAUAGAACAUCAUGGGCAAGUCAAUUACACUCGAUUAACGAGAGGCUGGUUGUGAUGAACACUAAACUUCAGAUGGCGGAAGAGUACAAGAGUUCUGUCCUCAAAACUGUUCCUACAAGGCCUGCUGAAAAAUUUCAUGAUAGCUCAGAGCACAAAUGGACUCUCACUCAAAGUACAAACUUCAGGAUUUUUUCAGAACCUUCAACUAGCAUGCACAAGAAGUUGGGAAAUAAUGCAGCUAGAGAAGUAAAAGAAGCUACUCCUAAACUUCAGUCUGAGUCCUACCGAACUCCUCGAGGAUCUUCAAAAGAGUCAAGAUUAAUUGACGAUAUGCUUUUGAACGCAUGUAAAGAAUAUGAGGAGGUUUUGAAGAGAAAGUAUCUGUUAUACGAUGUUACAGAGGAACAGUAAACAUUUACCUGCUGGGCUGCUUGGGAGAGUUUCAUCUGGAACCAGGCUGUCCUGUCAUUGAUCUGAACUGGCUUUCUGGAGAAUUAGGUUGUGCCUCUGUGAUCUUGCUGUGUACCCCGUGCUGGAAGCUUCUCUCCCUUCCUGGUGGGUAUACACUUCUCAUUUCCUCGGCCUUCUGUUCAUGAUUUGUGGAUCAGAUAGAGGAUGAUGUUGGCUCCAUCUGGAAAGUGGCUCAGCCAGUCUUUGAGAAGACACACUGGGGGCCUGGAAAUAGUGCUCUGGACACAGACUGAUAGGGAAGAGAAGAAGGAUCUGGACUCUUAGAAAGUGAAAUCAAAUUUCAGCCUGAAGUGGUUUGCGUCAGAGAUGAACAAUUGUCAUUCACACAGAGAUCUAGUUGAAGGCAGGCACUGCCAAUCUUUCUUGAUCUCAAAUACCUCCCCCAGAGGCCUG
This is a messenger RNA of Camelus dromedarius (Arabian camel), 4309 nucleotides long. Its product is annotated as ankyrin repeat domain-containing protein 26-like. The transcript is spliced from 22 exons. The record is from RefSeq and is a predicted model, not a curated record. Lineage: Eukaryota; Metazoa; Chordata; Mammalia; Artiodactyla; Camelidae. The coding region runs from base 452 to 3856 and encodes 1134 amino acids.